Molecule: messenger RNA, 525 nt
Organism: Olea europaea var. sylvestris
Lineage: Eukaryota; Viridiplantae; Streptophyta; Magnoliopsida; Lamiales; Oleaceae
Exons: 6
Coding region: 131-442 (103 amino acids)
Source: RefSeq, a predicted model, not a curated record
UCUCGGAAGAAAAGCACCAAUUUUCACUGAAAUAGGGUACUUCUCAUUUCUUGCACGUGAACUCCUUUUUAAUAAGAGCCGAGAGGAUAUUCUAGCGAUAAGUGACUAUUACCUUGUUUUCAAGCAUGGAAUGCGUGUCCUGCUGGCUGAUGAAAUGGGACUUGGAAAGACUCUUCAGUCACAGUGUGCAAGGAAAGCUGGCCACGGUGUAAUAACAGCCAAAUUUGAUCUAAAAUCCCUAUCAUAUGCACUGGUCGUUAACGAAGUUCUUGAUAUCAGACGAUGUCCAGGAAAUUCUAUCCAAAUGAGUGAUGGAGUUGGAGCUGUGUUUCUAAUGAAGAAAUGUGUUACAAUGCAGAAAGGAAUUCUAAUCCUUCGUGUAUUCAGGUGCUUAUCUUAUGUAACUAUUUUUUUAUUUUUUUUUGUAUAUCCAUCCUAUUAAGUAGCCAACUAUACUAUAGCACGUGCGUUUCACUAGUUUUCAUAAAUAAGUGGUUUUUCUAAUAAAUAAUUUACUUGUUAAUA